Messenger RNA from Uncinocarpus reesii 1704, 510 nucleotides. RefSeq lists its product as uncharacterized. The transcript is spliced from 3 exons. Bases 1 to 510 code for a protein of 169 amino acids. The record is from RefSeq and is a predicted model, not a curated record. NCBI's taxonomy places the organism in Eukaryota, Fungi, Ascomycota, Eurotiomycetes, Onygenales, Onygenaceae.
AUGUCUCUCAAACCUCUGCCAGGUGAUGAUAGACAUCCCUCUUCCGCGCUAUCUGUCACCCGAACUGAAAGUGGUGAAACGUACAUCUUCUACUUCGAUUUGCACGGCAACAUUUGCUACCUGAAGGGAUCGGGGGCCGGCUCCUACGGGGAGUAUUCCGUACCUAUCAAAAAUGAUGGAGCCUCCACUACGGCUGUUGGCAGCAUUAAUACCCUGACAUCCACCCUCUUUGAGAAAGAGCAGGUUCAUGUUUACUAUGUGCAAGAUGACCAGCUUAAAGCCGCCUGGUGGCAUGUACAUGACGGCGAAUGGAAGACUGGCCUUAUCAACGAGAUGGAGUACAAGGUGGCUCCGGGCACGGGAAUCAGUUCUCUCGGGCAGCAGGAGCUACAUGGAAAGCCAGGUGAUCACCGCCUUGAGGUGUACUUCCAUGAUCACGACAACAGCGACAAGUUUUCUGUGGCAUACUACAAAGACAAGGAAUGGCACAAAGCACUUGUCCAGGUGUAG